ACAUGGCAGCAUGGCUUAAGUUUGCAAAGUUGCAUCUAAACAAACCACAAUAAUUUCCAAAUAACUGAAAGUUUGAUAAUAAUGGAAGAAAUAAUAAUGAGAAAAAAUUAACGGAGAAACAUUACAGUGGUUUGACUUAUUAAGAUGUCUUAUUAAAAUAUAUCUAAUAUCUAAAAGAUACAUAUAACCGUGUUUAACAGUUUACACAGACAUUUCUAAAACACAAGAGCAUUAUGUUCAAGACUUUAAGAAAAUCAAGAUUCAUUUUUAUCACUAUUUCAGAUUUAAGAAAUCUUGCUGUAUGUUUACAUCAGUUGUUUGUCACCAUCAUACCUUUCAUCUCUGCUCUCUUUGUUUCCAAGCUCCUGCAUCAGUUCCUGAGUUUCUUCCUUUUCUUUGAGGUUUAUUACUGGUCUGUAGAACCCAGUUUAGUCAUGUUAAACAUAGACACGAUGUUCGGUAUGGAACAUUGCAUUUAGAGGUGCUUUCCUUUAUAAAAAGGCAAUAUUAUCAGAUUUCUUUGUGUGAUACACAUGCUGUGAGGAAAGUUUUCAUGCUAAGUCAGAGGAAUGCACAGCUGCAGCUGAGACACUGUUGCCUUUGGUGAGUUUGGGCUUAGUGAGGACAUCUGAGUAGAUCAUGGACAGACCUAACCACAGAGCUGAAGCUCCUUCAAUGGAGCCCAGUGCCAAGUUCUUCUGCUGUAGCUGUGUAAGGCGCUACCUCCCUCUGGCUUACCGAGAGGAGCUCUACCACAUCCUGAGGAUGACUGGGCCCCUGCUUGUCUGCCGGUUCUUGAAUUUCCUUCUUUUCUUUGUGGUCACAAUGUUCUGUGGCCGCCUGGGGAACACUGUACUGGCAGGCUAUGGCAUGGCUUCUGCUACAAUAAAUGUAUCUUCUGCAGCAACUGGAUUAGGGCUAACUUUGGCAUGUGAUACACUCGUUUCACAGACCUUCGGCAGUAAGAACCUGCUACAUGUAGGAGUAAUCCUGCAAAGGAGCAUUCUGAUCUUGCUGCUCUUUUGUCUUCCCUGCUGGGGUCUGCUUAUUAAUACCCAGUCCUUUCUACUCCUGGUGGGACAAGACCCUGAUGUAGCCAGGGUAGCCCAGAUUUAUGUUGAGGCGUAUCUUCCUGCUAUUCCAGCUAUAUUUCUGUACCAGCUGCAGGUGUCUUACCUUCAAAACCAGGGUGUGAUUAUACCACAAAUGUAUGCAUCGGUGGUGGCCAAUGUUGUGAAUGUGCUGGUUAACUACAUCUUGCUGUUUUGGUGGGAUCUUGGAGUACAUGGAUCUGCAGCAGCCAAUUGUUUUGCCCAGGUGUUUUCCUGCUUCACUUUGUUUGCUUACAUUCGAUUAAAGAAACUCCAUGUUAAGACAUGGGGAGGCUGGUCCUCAGAAUCACUGCAGGAGUGGGACAACUACAUGAAACUGGCUAUUCCUAGUACAUUAAUGUUAUGCUUUGAAUGGUGGAUCUAUGAAAUUGGAGGCUUCCUAGCAGGAAUGCUGGGAGAGGUUGACUUGGCUGCUCAACACGUGGUUAUAAUGCUGGCUUAUAUAAACUACAUGAUCCCAGCUGGUUUACAAGGUGCAGCUUGUGUGCGUGUGGGAAAUGCAUUAGGAGCUGGAGAUACAGCUGGAGCCAUUCUUACUAGCAAAGUGUCUCUUAUUUGUGCAGCUGCAUUGGCAAUCAUUCAGGGUCUGGUGCUUGGUGGCACAAAAACUGUCAUUGGAUUUUUGUUCACUUCAGAUGAAACCAUAGCAGAGUUAGUUUCUGAACUCAUGAGCAUAUACUGCCCCCUUCAAUUCUUCAAUGGACUAUUGUGUGUUGGCAUGGGCAUAGUUCUGGGCACUGGGCAGCAAAAGAUUGCGGCUAUUGCUAAUCUAAUUGGAUAUUACUGUAUUGGACUUCCACUAAGUAUCACUUUGACCUUCCCUGCCAAGUUGCAAGUUGCUGGCUUUUGGUGGGGCCUUUUAAUAGCAGUCUUCUUGUUAUCAAUUUUCAUUGUCAUCAUCUUCAAAUUAAAUUGGAAGAAGAUAACAGAAGAGGCUAUUGAGCGUGCUGGGAAAGGGAAGAGCAGAGGUCUAUCACAGCCAGAGUUUAGAUCCAAUCACCGUCUCUCCGGUAGCUUUUUUAUUGCGCUCAAUCAUUUAGAGAAUCAGAAUGGUUAUACUGCUGUAAACUCUGAAGAAGUGGACGAGGAAAGGAGCACUUCAUUGGCUCAGGAGAGAUUGGCAGAGGAGGAAUGAGCAAAAAAUUAUCUUCCCAUGUCUCAGCUCAUCAUCAGAAGAGGACUGACUGCUCUAACUGCUCUCCUUAUACUCAGUGGAGGGAUGGUUGUACAUUUUAUCCUGCCUCUGCCUGAGGUGCCAUCCAUCACAAAUAGCACUUUGGAUUUAGAUAAUUCCACUUUAUCUUCUCCUUUUGCCACACAAAUGUUGUCUUUUUGAAGCUAAAAGAUCCUUGCUGGACAAUAGUCAAAGUCAAAGUGUUUUUAUUUAGUAUUGACCUUAUGCUGUAUCAUUUACAGUGUAUUGACCUUAGUGGUAUUCAAACUGCCAUUGCUAUGAUAGAGAACAUUAUAUAGACAAUGAGAAAAAAUUAGAAAAAUGAGAAUGUUAUUAAUCUACAUGAGGUAGAAAUACAAUGGCAGGAAAAUUUAAUUUUCUUUUUCUAAUCAAAAUAACAUAGUUAAAUAUUGUUAGGUUGAGAGAUAGGCUAAUUAUUAUUUGUUUAAAUUGCACAAAUAUAGUAAAUUAAUAAUGGAAUCCAUAGACAGAGAAUUAAAUAUAGUCACUUACAAAUAAUUUAUUAAAAUAUUCAUUUCUGUAACUCCUGAAACAUAUAACAAGAGAUUGUAAACCUUCUGUAUGUAGCAUUGUACCUUCAGGUAGCUAUUCAUGCGAUUAGUCUACAAAGGAAUUAAUGCCCAUACAGUAACAGUGACUAAUAACUCUCUAACAUG
This is a messenger RNA of Silurus meridionalis, 2963 nucleotides long. RefSeq names its product solute carrier family 47 member 4 (gene slc47a4). Gene Ontology annotation, biological process: xenobiotic detoxification by transmembrane export across the plasma membrane. Gene Ontology annotation, molecular function: xenobiotic transmembrane transporter activity; antiporter activity. NCBI's taxonomy places the organism in Eukaryota, Metazoa, Chordata, Actinopteri, Siluriformes, Siluridae. The record is from RefSeq and is a predicted model, not a curated record. Gene Ontology annotation, cellular component: membrane.